CGGGUAUUUCUGACGUAACGAACCAGCGACAACUCGAGCUGACUUCCUGCUUUGAGGCUAGGAAGAGACUGCUCGAUAGCCUUCCACAUAUUUCCCAAAAUUACUCUGAGCUUUCAGACUCUGGUCCAAGCUGCUGUGCAGAUUAUAUUGAACUCAACAUGUACUACUCCUGCUCCACAAAGAUUCUAGAUUUUUCCAAAUUAAAGCAUUAGAAGAGGAUGGAUUGGGACUAGGAUUAGGAUACGGAUUCUAUACAUUUUUUUUUGUAUGCAAUUUAAAAGCAUUAGAAGAGGACGGACUAGGAUUUGGAUUAGGACACGGAUUCUAUAACUUUUUUUAAAUUAAUUUAAAGCAUUAGAAGAGGAUGGACUAGGAUUGGGACUAGGAUUAGGAUACGGAUAAUCUCCACCAUUGUUCUUGGAAUCGAUCAGUGAGUUUGAAGCCUGCAGGUGCCUUCGGUUUAUUUUAGCAGGGCCUAACCAAUACCAACAAUGACUGAUGGAAGGAUCUACGUGGGAAAUCUUCCAAUGGACGCCCAGGAGAAGGACAUAGAGGAUCUCUUCUUCAAAUAUGGAAAAAUCCGGGAUAUCGAACUAAAGAAUAACAGGGGAACCAUCCCUUUUGCUUUUGUUCGCUUCGAUGAUCCACGGGAUGCGGAAGACGCGGUCUAUGGAAGGAAUGGAUAUGGAUUCGGAGACUCCAAGCUGCGUGUAGAAUACCCUCGCUCCUCUGGUGCCAAAUUUAGUGGCCCUAUGGGAGAAGGAGGUCCUAGGGGGAGGUUUGGGCCCCCAACUCGGAGAUCUGAGUUCCGGGUGAUAGUGACUGGCUUGCCCCAAACCGGGAGCUGGCAGGAUCUGAAAGACCACAUGCGUGAGGCAGGGGAUGUUUGUUUUGCCGACGUGCAGCGAGAUGGUGAAGGAGUGGUGGAGUUUGUUCGUCGGGAGGACAUGGAAUACGCCCUGCGCAGACUGGACGGGACUGAGUUCCGUUCCCAUCAGGGGGAGACGGCAAAUAUUCGUGUCCACGGAGAACGUGGCGCCAGUUACGGUCGCUCGCGGUCUCGCUCCAGAUCCCCCCGAGGGCGUGGCUACUCACCACCUCCUUACCAAAGCAGAGCGUCCCCUCCACAGCGCUACCAGUCACCCCCACGCCGCCUUGUGUCGCGCCAUAGCCCCCCAGCAAGGCGACACCCAGUACCGUACCAUAGCCCGCCCCCACGCCACUAUCGAUAGACCAGCUGGCCAUUCACAAGAGGGCACUGAUGAUUAGGCGCAGUUUAAUUAUUAUUUUUAUCCCAGAUCUCAAAUAAUUGUCCCCCUUUUGCUUGCUAUGUACAUUCCUUUAUCAGUCACCCCUGCCCUCCUGUUGGCCUUAAUAUUGUUGAUUUCCUUAAGCUUCAGCUCCCCAUGUCAGGUCACUAGUCAGCUCAGUUCUGAUGUCUGGUGAGACCAUUUGUUAACAUGCCAAUUAACUGGUCUUGCUGCUCAAGUACACAUAUGAACAUUAUCAGUUUGAUGAACACUGACCUGAGAAGUGCGACACCCAACAAAAACUAAAUGUGAACAUCUGCCUGCAUCGUCUAUUCCUUUUAAAUGAAUUGUAAGUGUGUGUGUGAACCUCUAAGAAUGAAUGAAUAUGUUUGGAAAUUGAUUUUGAUUGUAAUCUGGUAAACCUCUGUGAAAAUCCCAUGUUUUAUUUUAAAGAAAUAUUGAACUUUAGCCAGUUCAUUCCUCUGUUUUUGUAACCUGUGGUGUCUAUAUGCAGGCAUUUUGUUUUCAAUUAAAACACUGAAACAAACCCAA
Oncorhynchus keta (chum salmon) is the source of this 1802-nucleotide messenger RNA. RefSeq names its product serine/arginine-rich splicing factor 9-like. Bases 492 to 1232 code for a protein of 246 amino acids. The transcript has 5 exons. NCBI's taxonomy places the organism in Eukaryota, Metazoa, Chordata, Actinopteri, Salmoniformes, Salmonidae. The record is from RefSeq and is a predicted model, not a curated record. Gene Ontology annotation, molecular function: mRNA binding. Gene Ontology annotation, cellular component: cytoplasm; nucleus; ribonucleoprotein complex.